AUGUACCCUGGAGCACGUGAAACCACCCCCAAUCCUUACCCGUCAAGCAGCUACGGGUCUCCUGGGUCUCAGCAACAUCCGAGUCCAAUAAACCCGGGAAACCAAGCUCAAGGUGGGCAGCCUUACUUCGUUGCAUCUCCGGGAAUCAUUCCUAGCAAUCAGCUGGGUCAAGGAAACGUACAAAUGAUAAGUCCAGCUACAGGAACAGCACCGACAAACUUCAAAGAAUCAAAGACACUGGGGGGAAUCCAGAUUGUGAUUGGAUCAAUGCACAUUGGCUUUGGAAUUAUUUUGGGCCUUUUGAGCUACUCUACUACACAAUAUUUGGGUUUUGGCUCCUUCACUUUUAUUAGUGGAUAUCCAUUCUGGGGUGGAAUCUGUUUCAUUAUUUCUGGAUCACUCUCUAUAACAACAUUCAAGGAAUUCUCCCCUUGCCUGAUAAAAAGCAGCCUGGGAAUGAACAUUGUGAGUUCUAUUUUUUCCCUAAUUGGGGCGAUUCUGUUGUUACUGGACCUGUGCAUCAAUGGCCUCGCUUCUCAGGCCUACUGGGCAGUGAUUUCUGGGAAAGGAAUUUCAGCCAUGCUGAUGAUUUUCUCCCUCUUGGAGUUCUGCAUAACUUGUGCCACAGCCCAUUUUGCCAAGCAAAUGGUCACCAACACCAGUGGGUCUGUCCUGGUCAUUCCAGCUGUGUAUGCAAACAACCCGUGACACAAGAGUCUUCCUCAGCUCCUCCGAGAAAUGAUGGGUACCCGGUUUAUGCCCCUAAAUAUUAAAGAAAAUGGGGGCACUGGGCCAAUAUCAUGGGGGUAAAACUACUCUGCAAAAACUGCUUGUGAAGCUGGUCUUUACUGUCUACGAUGAUUGUGAAUCUUCAGAGACUGCAUUUGAGAUUUGUGCAUCACUAAUGACAACCAUAUCUCCCCGUCACUGUCUUGUACUUACCAGUACCCCACACUGGCAAGGGUGAAGGACCAGAGAACUGAAAAAAACAACCCUUCAACUCUGAAAGCCAUAUAUUUUCCUGUUGAUGUUACCUUUUCUGCAAUAAAAUGCUAUUAUGAACAUAA
Messenger RNA from Ictidomys tridecemlineatus (thirteen-lined ground squirrel), 1067 nucleotides. The record is from RefSeq and is a predicted model, not a curated record. NCBI's taxonomy places the organism in Eukaryota, Metazoa, Chordata, Mammalia, Rodentia, Sciuridae.